Messenger RNA from Brenthis ino (lesser marbled fritillary), 393 nucleotides. Lineage: Eukaryota; Metazoa; Arthropoda; Insecta; Lepidoptera; Nymphalidae. The record is from the annotation of a GenBank genome assembly.
AUGUCGUCUAAACGGAAGCAACUUGCAUUAAGUCACCGUCGAGAUCUUUUUGAUAGUGAAAAUGAUACAGAUGAAAGCUACCACGACCCGUUCAGCGAUGUAGAUGGUGAGUGCGGCUCAGAUAAAAAUUAUGAACCAGAUAACGCUGAAGGAGGCGAGAGUAGUGAAUCUGACUACGAAAUUUUUACUGAGAAUAGACACAGGCGUAUGGCUUUGAUUAGAGUAAGUGAAAGCCCAAGCCAGUUGAAUGAUUCUAGUUUGAAUGAUGACAGUCCGGGAUCAGAAGAAGAAAUAGGUGAAAAGUCUUGCGAUGACCAAUCUGUGAUAGAACAAAGCGAAGAAGAGGAUAUAAUGGGAACUCCUAAAACCUUACGUACAUUCCCGUGCCAUAAG